UCUUUCCUUUCUCCUUCUCCUUCUCCUUCUCCUUCUUUGCUUCUUUUAAAGCGUUCGAAUACAUUGUACCAUUGUGGCUAAACAAUGGUGGGCGACGACGAGCCCCUUUCGAAGGGCGUGGAGGAAGGUAGCAUCCUUCUAGAAAACGAGACCCAGGCCGUACUCAAGAAGCCGGUAUCCGCUCGCCGACGGCGGAUCGAGCUCUGUCGCGCCGGGUUCGUAGGAAACAAGCGCCUCAAGGAUCCGUCAGAAGGCGGCUCGAUUUCAUCGUCUCCUCCAGAUCGCGAUGCUGACGACGGGCUCGUCGGGAUCGGUGUUGCUGAGAGGCCGAAGGGGCCGCCUCCGGUCGCGGUCCAUUCUCACGGGGCCGUUUCUGUAAUUGGGGGGAGGCGGGAGAUGGAGGACGCAGUCUCUGUGGCGCCGGAGUUCGCAGCGCCCUCUCGGCACGACUUCUUCGGGGUGUACGACGGCCAUGGAGGUGCAGGGGUGGCGCAUCUGUGCCGAGAGCGGCUCCACGUCGUGCUGUCAGAAGAGGCGGCGGGCGGGGGGUGGCCGCGGGUGGAGGGGCGGUGGAGGGAAGUCAUGUCGGCGAGUUUCUCGAGGUUGGAUGAGGAGGUGGAGGCGAUGACAUGGGGCGAGUCGUCAGAGAGGACGAUGGGAUCGACAGCGGUGGUGGCCGUGGUGGGGACGAACCGGAUCGUGGUGGCCAACUGCGGCGACUCAAGGGCCGUGCUCUGCCGCGGCGGUGCCGCGGUGCCCCUCUCCUUCGACCAUAAGGCUGAUAGACCAGAUGAGAUCGAAAGAAUUGAGGCAGCUGGAGGUAGGGUGAUCAAUUGGGAAGGCUAUCGUGUUUCUGGUGUCCUUGCCACAUCCAGAUCUAUCGGGGACUAUUACCUGAAGCCAUUUGUGAUACCAAAACCAGAUGUGACUGUGACCGAAAGGAUCGACAAGGAUGAGUUCCUCAUCCUAGCCAGCGACGGUUUAUGGGAUGUGGUCUCCAACGAGUCCGCAUGUAGGAUUGCGAGGCAAUGCCUCAAUGGGAGGACGGCGAAGAUGUUUCCUGAUGCAGUCGGCGGAUCGACCCCUACUGAGGCCGCAGCUUUACUGACUAAGCUCGCCAUCUUGCGAGGGAGCGAAGACAACAUCAGCGUGGUGGUCGUGCAGCUCAAACAACUCCGCAUCAAGGUGCCACAUUCAUGAUUAGAGAAACUCGAAUUAAUCGUGUCUUGUGUUUGGAUCUCUUGGCGCCAACUACGAAUGGGUGCGAAAUGAUGUAUGUAAUGAUUGAGGUGGAGAUCUAACUCAUGUGAUUAUUUAGUACGAUAUUUUUGUUUAUACGGACUACGAUGUACAGCCAUAUUUCUCUUAUGGAAAAGAUAAUAGUUCGUCUCUCUGUUUUA
Zingiber officinale is the source of this 1400-nucleotide messenger RNA. RefSeq names its product probable protein phosphatase 2C 8. Gene Ontology annotation, molecular function: protein serine/threonine phosphatase activity; cation binding. Bases 85 to 1200 code for a protein of 371 amino acids. The record is from RefSeq and is a predicted model, not a curated record. Gene Ontology annotation, biological process: protein dephosphorylation. The transcript is spliced from 3 exons. Gene Ontology annotation, cellular component: cytosol; nucleus. NCBI's taxonomy places the organism in Eukaryota, Viridiplantae, Streptophyta, Magnoliopsida, Zingiberales, Zingiberaceae.